AUGGUUGAUAAUAGGCGUACGUUUACGGCACCCCAAAGCUUACUUGAAACAAAUCUUACUUUUCCGAAUGAUGAACCGUCACUUACUACAAUCACAGUUACGCGAGAAAGAUGUGUUGAUCCAAGCUUGAUAGAUUCAUUUUUGAGGUUUCUAAGGCAUGGAAGUGAUGAUAUAAUAAGACAAAAAUUAAACAACUAUAGGAAAGGCUCUAUUAAUGGAAAAAAUAAGUGUAAGGAAUUUUUGAAGCAAGAACUAUAUCCGAACUGGCAAAUACGGAAUAAUAUAAUUUCAUUUUGCGAAAAAGAGGCAGCAGAGAUGAAGAACGAGACCGAUCAGCAGUGCGGUAAUAAUAAAAAGACUACUGCGGAACCACUUAUAGACGCAAGAAUUGAUCCUUACGCUGCAAGAGAAAGAGCGGAGAAACAGGAAGCUCAAUAUAAGGAUUGGACGAAGGUGACAGAGUGGGUGGCAAAUAAUAGAAAAAUAGAACAAAUUUUAACUUCUACAACAGAGGGCAUUUUAAGGCAAAACUGCGAGCAAAAUAAUGACUACUUGAAGGAGUUUACGCAAUUCUGCAAGGACAACAGUUGA
Molecule: messenger RNA, 591 nt
Organism: Saccharomyces cerevisiae S288C
Lineage: Eukaryota; Fungi; Ascomycota; Saccharomycetes; Saccharomycetales; Saccharomycetaceae
Gene: MIX23
Product: Mix23p
Exons: 1
Coding region: 1-591 (196 amino acids)
Cellular component (GO): mitochondrial intermembrane space
Source: RefSeq, marked reviewed